CACAGUGGGUUCACGAAUUCGAAUUACACCCAAUUGACUGAGCUAUACUCAAAAUACAAGGAUAAAGGUUUCGAGAUAUUGGCCUUCCCUUGCAACCAGUUCUUGUAUCAAGAGCCCGGAACAAGUGAAGAUGCAGAACAGUUUGCUUGCACGAGAUUCAAGGCCGAGUAUCCCAUUUUCCAGAAGGUAACUCGAUUUCAUUUGGUUGCAUUUGCCUUGUCUUUGUGGUUCAAGUGUUUUGGGAAGGUCUUGAUUGAUGAUCAUGGACAAAUGUAGGAUACUACUUUGUCAAAAUUGGAAAAUUCAGAAUAAAAAACAUGAAAUUUGAAGAAUCGUUUUUGUGAUCGAUCGAUGUUCAUGAUGAUUUUCUUGUUAGUUUAUAGCUCGUUGAGUGUAGUGCCAGAAAGUGAAUAUCUUUCAUUGAUCCGAAGAUUCAAAUCUGAAACUAAAAGAAUGUAUCAACUUUUCAAUGGAUUAGUAGUUCCUUAUGUUCAUCAUAAUAGUGGUUUAUACGAACGUUAGUAGUUCUUAAGGGUUCGACCUGAUAAAUUAUCGACUGUGUUUUCUUUUUUUGUAUCCAAGUUGUUACCAACAUAAGCCUAAUGGCUAAUCAAUCAAAAAAUAAAUUGACUUUUUUUCGGUCUUCGUUUUGGAAAAUAUGAUGUCGUCUGUCGUAAUCCUAUUCGAAAUAGUCCAAAAAAUAUCAUAUACUUCUGCAUCUUGCUUGACACUGAGCUGUUAUCUUAUCUCACAUAGGCUGAUGACACUGAGAGUCAGUGAAAACGUGUAUUCACGUCUUGCUAUACUUAUUAAACAUGUAACUUAUUCUAGGAGAAUGUUACAUGACACUUCUUUUCAAGCUGGCCAUCACUCUAUAAAU
Salvia hispanica is the source of this 880-nucleotide messenger RNA. The record is from RefSeq and is a predicted model, not a curated record. NCBI's taxonomy places the organism in Eukaryota, Viridiplantae, Streptophyta, Magnoliopsida, Lamiales, Lamiaceae.